Messenger RNA from Corylus avellana, 672 nucleotides. The record is from RefSeq and is a predicted model, not a curated record. NCBI's taxonomy places the organism in Eukaryota, Viridiplantae, Streptophyta, Magnoliopsida, Fagales, Betulaceae.
AUGUCUAACACACACUUCCUACUGUUGUUUCUUGCCGUGGCUGCUCUCACGGCCACCACCUCCAAUGCCGAUUACCAAAAGCCACCAACUCCGGUUUACAAUCCACCCGUUCCCAUUCACAAGCCACCAACUCCGGUUUACAAUCCACCCGCUCCCAUUCACAAGCCACCAACUCCUCCUGCUUACAAACCUCCUCCGGUGAGCAAGCCACCCACAGAACACAAGCCACCAACUGCUCCUGUUUACAAACCCCCUCCGGUGAGCAAGCCGCCCACAGAACACAAGCCACCAACUGCUCCUGUUUACAAACCCCCUCCGGUGAGCAAGCCACCCACAGAACACAAGCCACCAACCCCUGUUUAUCAGCCACCUAAAGUAGGGCAUCCAACUCUACCGCCCAAAACAGGAGAAUAUCCACCACCAGAACACAAACCGCCAACACCACCAAAGCACCUGCCAUCCCCGCCUUAUGGCCACCCUCCCCCGGAGAAAGGUCAAGAUCCUCACAAGCCACCAACCCCGGUGUACAAGCCUCAACCACCAACACCACCAAAGCACCUGCCAUCGCCGCCUUAUGGCCACCCUCCCCCGGAGAAAGGUCAAGAUCCUCACAAGCCACCCCGGAAGGUUUUCCCUCCACCACCAUACGGGAAGCCACCUACCACAAAUUAA